Molecule: messenger RNA, 1217 nt
Organism: Carassius auratus (goldfish)
Lineage: Eukaryota; Metazoa; Chordata; Actinopteri; Cypriniformes; Cyprinidae
Exons: 4
Coding region: 55-1128 (357 amino acids)
Source: RefSeq, a predicted model, not a curated record
UUGAAGUUAAAUAGAGGACAAAAGCACAACAUUCUUGAGACCCUAGCAGAACAAAUGCAUGGCUAUAAAGCAUACCCUAAUGUUAAGGAAAUUUCUAUGGUAGCAGAAGCCCUUGUCAACAAGCAUCCCUGUCUAAAAGAGCCAGGCUCUUGUGCAGGUUGGUAUGGAUGGAAGAACAGCCUAACAUUUAAGAUGGGCAACUACCGCACAAAAUUAAGUCGUGCUGGAUCUCAGGAAGUUGCUGUAAAUUCUGGAAAGAGGAGUAAAAACUACCCCCAAAAAGAUGCCCCUCACACGAACAUCAAAAGACCAAAAAGGGCAGAGAUUAAUUUCCUUCCAAAUUUCCCAAGAGGUGAAGAUGCUUCAAGCCUCGAACAACAAAGGCAAAGAAUUAUAGAUGAAGUUCAGAUGGCUGACAAAAAUCUUGUCCUGAUCACAAAGUUAAUGGACAGCACUUUUGCUUUGCGGCGCAAAGAGAUCGUCUGUAAUGAGAUACCAGUUGAUGAAAUCCUGAAACGAUGGCCUGCCCUUAAAUUAGAGUCGCAGAUCUGUGCUGAGUUUCACAGAGUGACGAAUGUCAACCUAAAGAAUCGUUUCUUUGCUCAACUGGACCAACAUACCCCCCGGCUUCAGAGCCUGUUUCGGAAAAAAGCUUCUCGGACAGGAAAAGCUUCUGAACUCCUGGAUGAGCUCUUCAGGAUUUAUGACCUCCAGGAUCAAGUUGAUGUCCAUGUUAGACGUGCUGUGGUACUCCGGGCUCUCCCUCCGUAUAUGCAUGAGAGUGAUGUUAGCUUUUUCAAGAUGUGGGACGUGGAGCAGACUGAAGAACUGAACACCAAUGAUGUACCACUUGGGCUCCUCCUAAGCAAUCAGACAUCAUCAGAUGCCCAUUUUUUCUGCCCAGAGAGGAUUGCAGUUCUGAUUGAGGGUAACAUUGUUAUUGAGUCCUCCACACUGGCUGAUGCAUUCAUCAUUCUAUUUGCACUUACAUACACCCUUCACCUUAACUAUCCAAAACAAUUGCUCAACACAUUUGACUUCGUCCAAAAGGUCUUGAUGGGUCUUGAGGAUGGAAAGUUGAGGCCUAGAGUUUUGAGUCUGAAAAAUGACCUGUUAGCAGUAGUGUAAGCACAUUUGUUUUUCUUGCUGUAAACAUCUAACAGAUGGGUUUUAUAGAUAUUGUUGCUGAAGUUUUAAUGCCAUAAAGUUGAAUGAAG